UACAGUGUAAAAUGUCAGUCUUUUAGGUUAUAUUUAUUUACCAGACACACGUCGCGUUGACAUUCUGCAGAAUGGAAGACGAUACCUGUUCAAAACGUCCACAAUUCGGUAAUCGAUUGUUAAAUGAUGAUGACAAUGUGUUCGAGCAUAAUGCGUGGGACAAUGUAGUCUGGGACGAUGAACAAGAGCAGCAAGCACGAGAAAAUGUGGAUAAAAACUCGACCGUCACCCUUACGGAUGCCGAAUUGUUGAAGUACGAUGAGGAAGCGGAUAGGUAUUGGGACUGCUUCUACGACAAACAUCAAAAUAAGUUUUUCAAAGACCGACACUGGCUAUUCACUGAAUUCCCAGAAUUGGCUCCAAACGCUGCUAAUGUACAACGGGUGUUUCCAAAUACUUCAACAGACCAGGAAUCGGCUAGUUCAUGUAGCUUGCCUCAAGAGACUUUGCCUAAUCAAAAACGUGCAAUAUUCGAAAUUGGAUGUGGUGUUGGCAACACAAUCAUACCAAUACUGAAAUAUAGUACGGAACAGUCACUGCAAGUUUAUGGUUGUGACUUCUCGUCAAAUGCUAUCAAUAUUUUGAGGCAACAUGAAGACUAUGAUCCUAAACGAUGUGAUGUAUUUGUUUUAGAUGCGACAGCUGAUGAGUGGAAUGUUCCGUUUGACGAGAAUAGCAUAGACGUUAUUGUUCUCAUUUUCGUACUGUCUAGCGUACAUCCAGAUAAGAUGCAGCACGUUGCCAAUCAAUGUUUUAAAUAUUUGAAGCCUGGAGGAAUUGUAGUUCUUCGGGACUACGGACGUUAUGACUUGGCCCAGUUACGAUUUAAACCGGGAAAAUGUUUGCAAGAAAAUUUUUAUGUUCGCGGCGAUGGGACAAGGGUUUAUUUCUUUACUCAAGAUGAACUUCGCCACCUCUUCGAAUCAGCUGGCCUCACAGAACAGCAAAACAUUGUCGAUCGUCGAUUGCAGGUGAACCGUGGAAAAAUGUUGAAAAUGUACCGUGUGUGGGUUCAAACAAAGUAUUGUAAAAAGUGUUAAAACAAAAACCGCAAUAAAAACAAAAAGUUAGCAAAAA
Bradysia coprophila is the source of this 1077-nucleotide messenger RNA. RefSeq names its product methyltransferase-like protein (gene Mettl2). The record is from RefSeq and is a predicted model, not a curated record. Gene Ontology annotation, molecular function: tRNA (cytidine-N3)-methyltransferase activity. Lineage: Eukaryota; Metazoa; Arthropoda; Insecta; Diptera; Sciaridae.